GAAAUGAGCUCUCACAAUUAAUUUAGGGCCCAUAUAGAAUUUAGAUCGAGCAUUAAACGGCGCCGUUUAACUGAGUCGGCAAUUUCUCCUCUAUAUAUAUAACUUUUACUCCCCCGCCUGAAAACUUUCCCAUUGGGCAGAAGCAAAGUUUUGGAUUAUUGAGGGAAUAAUACUUUUGAAACAAUCAAUCAGAGAGAACCUAUUCAAAAAUUCUUUUGCUUUGUUUCUUUCAUUCUCGUUCGUUUCCUGGCUGAUUUUCUGGGGAAAGAUUAUCGCGAUAGUUUUCUUUUUGGUUCGUAGCGUUGAUUGAGUAGAGAUGGCGAGCGAAUCUUCGUCGAAUUCGAAAAAUGCAGAGGACUCGUAUAUAGGAAACUUCAUUAGCCUCAUCUCUAAGUACGAUAUACGCUACGAAGGUGUUCUUUAUUAUCUCAACGUCCAAGAUUCCGCCAUUGGCCUCAAAAACGUAAGAUCUUAUGGAACAGAGGGUCGGAAGAAGGAUGGUCCACAAGUGCCACCGAGUGAUAAAGUAUAUGAAUACAUUCUCUUUCGUGGAAGUGACAUUAAGGAUUUGCAAGUUAAGUCCUACCCUCCUGUGCAAAUAGAUGAGCAGCUUCACAAUGACCCUGCCAUUAUUCAGUCACAGCUUGCAGGUGUGCCAUGUAGCCCUUCUCUGUCACCUACAAUUGGUGGUAGAACUUCAAUAGAAUCAACUCAGUGGCAGGAUACCCCUGCAUUAGCCAGUAGAGUCUAUCCGAGUACUUUGCCAACACAUCAAUUUGCAUCCCAGGUGGAUCCAGCAAAUUCAUCAAAUCAUUCCCAGGCUGCUCAAAAUGUCGGUCCUCCAUUAUUUUCCACGCCGUUGUAUUUUCACGGAUACAGGGGAACAUCAAUAAAUGUUUCUCAAGCUCAACAGAACCAAAUUCCUUUCCAAUCUCCUUCAAUGUUGUCAUCUCCUUUGAUGGUGCAGUGUCAUGUAAACACUCCUGAUCUUCACUCUUCUCCCAUUAUGGGAUUGAUAAAUGCACCAGAACCUGUUAACCCUGUCCUUUCAUCUAUUACAUCUAGUUCUUUACAUUCUACGGUCACAGGCUCUUUUACUCCAGUGCACUAUUCCAUGUCCCCUGAUAUGCCAUCCUGCUCAUCCAUAAAAGCGCCAGCCUCACAGGCUGCAUAUGCAUCACUAACAAUGUCUUCAUUUCCUUCAUCUUUUGAAGACACAAACAUCAAUGAAUCUCAACCUGUGGGCAAAUUAGUUAGAAGCCCUGCUGCCGCUGAUCCUUCAUCUGUUCUUCCCACCCGCAUGCCUUAUCCAGCUUGUUCUUCAGGUUCUUUGCAAGCAUCACCUCCAUCUUUGUUAACUCCGGGUCAGCUAGCACAGACCAGACCUAAUGUGCUUUCUUCAAUACAGAGUACAUAUCCUGGUCAUAAGGAUACAACUACUUUUGCAUCACUAUCCUCUUACACUCCGACUGUGAAUUCUACUCUACUAACUCAACCACCAUUGUUGCCACUGCCAACUCCUGCACAACAGUCUCUAUACUCCACCACCCAGUUUACUGAAGAAUUUGACUUUGAAGCCAUGAAUGAGAAGUUCAAAAAGGAUGAAGUGUGGGGCUACCUUGGGAAGGCACACCAAAAGGAUAAAGCAGAAGGCAUAAAGGAUGAUGUGUCAGAUCAGAGCUUGGUAGACAAACAGGGUCUUAGCCUUCUGUCAAAAUUGGAUCCAAAGCCUGCUUACACAAAGGAUUGCUUCUUUGACACGAUUUCCUGUAAUUCUCAAUCCCGUGUUGCAAAAAAUGCACACAAUCGUUUUUCUGAGAGAAUGAAGUUAGAUAGUGAGACAUUUGGCAACUUCCAACAGAGGUCUCAUGUCAGCUACGGAUCUUUUAGUGGCUAUGUUUCUGGACGUGGUCAGAACUACAGGGGCUCUUAUAACUGGGGCAGGGAAUAUGGCCAUGGUGGGAGGGGCCAUGGGAACAUGUAUCUUUGAUGCUAUAUGAGUUUUCAGUAUUCUGUUAAAUCCCAUGGCUGCUAGAGACAUUGUCAUCUGUCACCUCAGUUUACCUCAUCAACCUUUGGCUUUAUUAGGACAUUAUCUCGAGGUAAAUGAAUGUGGUUGUUUGGGAUUUUCUUGCUGAGAUGCUUGCUCGGAACUACUAGACUGAUAUAGUAUGGCAGGUUCAUGUGUUUUCUUUUUUGUGCUCAUGAGCUGACCUUUUUUUCCAUACUUUUUUAUGGAAAAGAACCAUUGUAGCUUGAUGCAUGUAUGUGAAUGAUGAUCGAGUGUCAACCAUUUCUUUUUCUUUUUGCUGGAUUUAGGUAAUUUCCAUCUACAACGCUAACAACCAUUUAUUUUAUAUCUGCACUGAGGUUUUGGGACAGUUAACAUACUUUGUAUAAUGCUCUUAUUAUUAUUUUUUUUUUUCUAA
Molecule: messenger RNA, 2429 nt
Organism: Durio zibethinus
Lineage: Eukaryota; Viridiplantae; Streptophyta; Magnoliopsida; Malvales; Malvaceae
Product: decapping 5-like protein
Biological process (GO): cytoplasmic stress granule assembly; P-body assembly
Cellular component (GO): P-body
Molecular function (GO): mRNA binding
Source: RefSeq, a predicted model, not a curated record